Molecule: messenger RNA, 2033 nt
Organism: Culex quinquefasciatus (southern house mosquito)
Lineage: Eukaryota; Metazoa; Arthropoda; Insecta; Diptera; Culicidae
Exons: 4
Coding region: 862-1383 (173 amino acids)
Source: RefSeq, a predicted model, not a curated record
CGGUGUGUCGGUCCACACAGCUUCUUCGGCGGCUAAUCCGCGUGCUGGGCACGAGUCCAUUAUCUAAUCUUGCGGUUUGUUUUGAGUGUGAGUCGCGCUCUUUCGUACGAAAGUCGAUCACGCGGAAUGAAAGCCAAUCGAUCGUGAAUAUUAUUGUGUCAGGUUGGGGAAGAAUUUCUCCGCCAUCGCCGUUUGAUCGCGUUGGUCGUGAGUUUUGUUCGCGCGUGGACACCUGCGGCACCUGUUGGCCUCGGCAGGUGAACGUCGUGAAAAGAGGACCCACGAUAACCGUUAGAAUCGCGUCAUUUUGCUGUGGUUUUGGAAUUCAAGUGUAUUUGUGUGUUUGCUGUGUUUACCCCCAAACCAAAUGUAUCCCACAAUAGACCUGUAAUUAUAAACAGAAAACGGAUCAUUUGAAUAGAGCUGAUUCUAUAGCGUGUGUGUGCUAACCGGUGUUCUACUGCAAUGUGAUAAUGAAGCACGGCCACCACGCGCCGCUGCCGCCGUUCUGGUCAACCGAUCAUCAGCACAAAUCUGCACGCUAGGUGUUGGCCAUCAUCGUCCGAGACAGGUGAAAGAAUGUCCAGUGUGGAAUGGAAUGUUGUCAUAGUUUAGCACCGGUGUCGUGAUUAGCCAAGCAGAAAUUGCAACCGCCGUCGUCGCGGACUCAACCGCAUUCCCAGCUGCACUCCGGUGAACUGUGCGGGGCUGGCUAUAGGAGAUUAAUUGUCCAGCAAACACGUAGAACCGCCAAGAAGAGGCUCGGUGUACAAUUAUUGUAAUCCACCGGAACAAGCCAGCAGAAGUCGUACAAGUUACAAAGUUUGGGGACCACAAACGUGCAAUUAUAGUGUGUAAGGAAUGGCAUGUUCCUGCUGUUCUCGUGGUGACGGCAGUGGUAGUGGGGACAGCGGCAGUGGGACAACACGUGGAGAAAAUGGAUCCCGCUACCCUUACGGCCAGGACGGAGGAAAUGUAACAGAAAAGCACUACGGCUGCUACAAGGUCGGCAUCUUGUUUUCCGUCAUCAUCAUCCUGCUGCUGCUGGUGGGGUGCGUUCCGGUGUUCUUCCUAACCCACAACAACAACCUGAUUCUGCUCAUCCUGCUGGUGACGCUGAUCCUGAUCGGAUUCGUAACGUACGCGUACUUCCGGUGGCAGCAUCGGCGCGCACUGCAGAUGCGACGCAGCUACGAGGCGCAGAAGAUGAACCUGACGCGGGGAGCAAAGGUGGCGCUGGCCACCAAUGGGAAGCGGCCGGAACUGGCGGUGGGCCAUAAGCAGGCCGUCACCUCCACCCCCAUCACCGCUAAACCGAUCGCCAAAGCCGAGCUGGACCUGGCAAAAACGACGACAAAUCAACCGCGCUAUUCGUUCAUUUGAAUUAUGGCAGCCACGUGGCACACAUCCACUCGGGACACAUCCCGGAGGCCGCCACCACCACCACGUGGUGUUUCGAAGUGGUUGACAAUAAAUAACACCACCCAUCCACCCUUCCAAUCACAAUCGACCUCAUCAACUGGCGGGAGGUCAACUGGAACCACCUGGUCAACCACCCGCGAGCCCACAUCAAAUGGCGCUAAUAAAAAGAGAGAGGAGAGCACACGAAUCAAACGCAAAUCAAUUAGCAGUUGGAGGAAAGCCACAAUUCAAUUACUAUUCACAUAAUUAUCCCGAUUUCAGUGUGUAGCAACAGAGAAAAAAAAACAUUCCAACAUUUACGCACAUUCCAACGCAACCAGUUGUAAUUGAGUUUUCACUCGGAUCGAAAUCAAACGCACAAAUUUUUGCGUUUGCCAGCCGCGAAAACCUCAAUCAAUCAAAUCAAUCAGCGGAAGGGUACGGGUCAAUUCGAACGAAGAAUGCAUGUUUGCGACCAUUUGCGAAGGUAUUUGGCGAGAUUAAUGAAAUAAUUAUUGCGUGCAUUUUAUGGUUAUAGAUCAGUAAGGUAUAAAUAUUUAAAUGCAGUUGUUAAUUUUUUUUAUGAGAGUAUGUUUAUAAAUGAAUAAUAGAUGGUUUUAAAGUAAUAUAAA